This is a messenger RNA of Prorocentrum cordatum, 342 nucleotides long. Lineage: Eukaryota; Dinophyceae; Prorocentrales; Prorocentraceae. The record is from the annotation of a GenBank genome assembly.
AUGGUGCUCGGGAACGUGGAGCUGCAGAGGGCGAACCUGGAGCGGUCCCUGGAGAUCAAGGAGAGGCUCUACGGCCCCACCCACGUGGACCUGGCGGUCACGCUCACCAGCCUGAGCAACGCCUGCGGAAGGCAAGGGCAAGUGGACAGGCAGAAAGAGCUUCUAGAACGAGCGUUGGCCAUCACCGAGAAGGAUUUUGGCAAGGACCACCGCAAGGUGGCCAUCAUCCUCGGAAACAUGGGCAGCCUGUACAUGCGACUGGGGGACGGAGCGAAGGCAUUAGAUCUCCUCAACCGGGCGCUCGCUAUCAAGCAGAGGGACUACGGCGGGGAUCACCCGCAG